GGCUUGUCAAGCUAGCUCGGUUGGGAAGGAAGCCGGCUACCUACUUGCCUGCCGCUCCUUCCCCCAAGCUGUCAGCAGCUCUCGGCUCGGACAUUUGUGCAAAUCACGCCUUUUUUUUAAAAUUCCUUUAUACUCGCUAGAUAAGGCUCGACAAUGGCAGCCAAAAUCCAGGCAGGAUCAGUCGUGGAGAUGCAGGGAGAUGAAAUGACCCGUGUUAUCUGGGAGCUUAUUAAGGAGAAGCUCAUCUUCCCCUACCUGGAGCUGGACUUGCACAGCUUCGACCUCGGAAUGGAGAACCGGGAUGCCACCAACGACCAAGUGACUGUGGAGGCGGCUGAGGCCGUGCGGCACUACGGCGUGGGCAUCAAGUGCGCCACUAUCACGCCGGACGAGAAGCGUGUGGAGGAGUUCAAGCUGAAGCAGAUGUGGCGGUCGCCCAAUGGAACCAUCCGGAACAUCCUGGGCGGCACCGUCUUCCGGGAGGCCAUCAUCUGCCGGAACAUCCCCCGCCUGGUGCCCGGGUGGGUCAAGCCCAUCAUCAUCGGCAGGCACGCCCAUGGAGACCAGUACAAAGCCACCGACUUUGUGGUUCCCGAGCCCGGCAAAGUUGAGAUGAUCUACACGCCCGUAAGAGGGGAGCCGGUCAAGUUUGUCGUACACAAUUUUGAAGGCACGGGUGGUGUGGCGUUGGGGAUGUACAAUACGGACAAGUCCAUCCGGGACUUUGCUCACAGCUCUUUCCAGAUGGCCCUGACUAAAUCCUGGCCGCUCUACCUCAGCACCAAGAACACCAUCCUGAAGAAGUAUGACGGGCGAUUCAAGGACAUCUUCCAAGAGAUCUAUGAGAAGGAAUACCGCGUUCAGUUUGAGAGCAAGGGCAUCUGGUACGAGCACCGACUGAUCGAUGACAUGGUGGCCCAGGCCAUGAAAUCAGAAGGCGGCUUCAUUUGGGCCUGCAAGAACUACGAUGGGGACGUCCAGUCUGACUCUGUAGCACAAGGCUACGGCUCCUUGGGAAUGAUGACCAGCGUGUUGAUUUGUCCGGACGGACGCACUGUGGAGUCGGAGGCGGCGCACGGCACAGUGACGCGUCACUACAGACAACACCAGCAGGGCAAAGAAACCUCCACGAACCCCAUUGCCUCAAUCUUUGCGUGGACCAGGGGCCUCCUCCAUCGUGCCAAACUGGACAACAACAAGGAGCUGGGUGUGUUCUCUGAGGCACUGGAGGCUGUUUGCAUCGAGACCAUUGAGGCCGGCUUCAUGACCAAGGACUUGGCCAUCUGCAUCAAGGGGCUGCCAAACGUGAUGCGCUCUGACUACCUAAACACCUUUGAGUUCCUGGACAAGCUGGCGGAGAACCUGAAGGCAAAGAUGGCCAAGCAACCCAAGCUGUGAUCAUGCUUACAGAUACACACACUUCUCAUAGAUACAACACUGCCACUGAAGGCCGCCCCCGCCAUGUGACCCCCCGGAGCAGGCAAGAACCAGGCCAGGACUUAGGACUACUAUCAUUCCUUCACUUAGGGAGCUGUAGUCGUAACAGGAUGUGGACCUCCACUGCUCUCGGUCAAGAACGAAUGGACAAAAAGCAUUGAUAAGCUGAAGGCAGACAGUGCAUGUUUGACUUCUAAAGUGGUUGAACCGUACAACAUACUUUGCUCAUUGAUGCUAACCUUACUAAAAUAAUUGACAGAAAAAACAAGACAAGUUUUAAAUGUAGUUAUUAAGUACAGGAUGUGUUCUGUUUCAUAACUGUACUGUAUCCUGCCAUAUGGAAGCUCAUUAAAAUGUCCAUCUGA
Dunckerocampus dactyliophorus (ringed pipefish) is the source of this 1802-nucleotide messenger RNA. RefSeq names its product isocitrate dehydrogenase (NADP(+)) 1 (gene idh1). NCBI's taxonomy places the organism in Eukaryota, Metazoa, Chordata, Actinopteri, Syngnathiformes, Syngnathidae. The transcript has 9 exons. Gene Ontology annotation, cellular component: peroxisome; mitochondrion; cytosol. Gene Ontology annotation, biological process: isocitrate metabolic process. The coding region runs from base 154 to 1398 and encodes 414 amino acids. The record is from RefSeq and is a predicted model, not a curated record. Gene Ontology annotation, molecular function: isocitrate dehydrogenase (NADP+) activity; NAD binding; magnesium ion binding.